Messenger RNA from Agrilus planipennis (emerald ash borer), 2405 nucleotides. Its product is annotated as gastrula zinc finger protein XlCGF57.1-like. Bases 448 to 2319 code for a protein of 623 amino acids. Gene Ontology annotation, cellular component: nucleus. Gene Ontology annotation, molecular function: DNA-binding transcription factor activity, RNA polymerase II-specific; RNA polymerase II transcription regulatory region sequence-specific DNA binding. The transcript has 3 exons. Gene Ontology annotation, biological process: regulation of transcription by RNA polymerase II. Lineage: Eukaryota; Metazoa; Arthropoda; Insecta; Coleoptera; Buprestidae. The record is from RefSeq and is a predicted model, not a curated record.
CAAUGUACUAUGCGUAGUUCUUAUUAUUCCGAGAAAAGUAGUGUUGUUGCUUGACGUACACAGUGUCAAACGUGUUUACUUUUAAUUGUUUUCUCUAUACUGUAGUCUCCGAAAAUACUAACACACGUUUUAAUAUUGCUUAAGUGCUUAUCAAGUACUGUGUUUUAAUUGCAGUGAUUGCAACGUAGUUUAGCAAAAAUAUUCAAUAGGUAAUGGUCAAUUCAUCAUCACCUUCAGCAUCACUUCCACCGUGACCAUCAUUAAACAUCAUUACCGUCGCGUUGUGGUUAUUCCCCCGUCGACUACGAUAUAGAAUAAUUUCAGGCCAGCUGCAUCUCUGUCUGUGCUGAAACAAUUACGAAACAAAUCUGACGAAAGUGCUGUAUCAGCUGAAACGUCGUCAGGUCAGAGAACUGGUUCGUUCAUAAGUGCCCUUUGAAUCAACAUAUGCAAACCCUUUUACGCGAGAAGCCGUUCGUAUGCGAAACUUGUAAAAAAAGCUUUGCACGAAAACAAUAUUUAAAUGCUCACAUUAAAAUUCAUUUGGACGAGAAGCCGUUCGAAUGCGAAAUCUGCAAAAAGAGCUUCGCACGUAGAGAGUAUUUAAAUUAUCACAUGAAAACUCAUUUGGAUGAAAAGCCGUUCAAAUGCACUAUCUGCAAGAAAAGUUUCAUUCUUAUGCACCACUUGAAUCAACACAUGCAGAUUCAUUUGGAUAAGAAGCCGUUCAAAUGCGACGUCUGCAAGAAAAGCUUCUCGCGACAACAAUAUCUAAAUGUUCACAUCAAAAUUCAUUUGGACGAGAAGCCGUUCAAAUGCGAAGUCUGUAAAAGAAGCUUCAGACGAAAAGAUCAUUUUAGUGAUCACAUGAAAACCCACUUGGGUGAGAAGCCAUUCAAAUGUAGCAUAUGCACAAGUAGUUUUGUUCAUAAUUGCAAGCUGAUUAAACACAUGAAAACUCAUUUGACCGAGAAGCCGUUCAAAUGUGAAAUCUGCAAAGUAGGUUUCACACUAAAGGAUUAUUUAGAUAGUCACAUGAAAACCCAUUUGGACGAGAAGCUUUUCAAAUGUGAAGUCUGCGAAAACAGUUUCGUACGAAGGGAGUAUUUAAAUUAUCACAUGAAAACCCAUUUAGAUGAGAAGCCGUUCAAAUGUAGUAUCUGCAAUAAAAGUUUCAUUCGUGUGCACCACUUGAAUCAACAUAUGCAUAUUCAUUUGACCGAGAAGACGUUCAAAUGUGAUGUCUGCGAAAAAAGCUUCACACGAAUGGAGUAUCUAAAUUAUCACAUUAAAACCCAUUUGGACGAGAAGCCGUUCAAGUGCAGUAUCUGCAAUAAAGGUUUCAUUAUUAAGUACAAGUUGAAUCAACAUAUGCAAACUCAUUUGGCCGAGAAGCCGUUCAAAUGCGACGUCUGCAAAAAAAGUUUCUCACGAAAACAAUAUUUAAAUGUUCACAAUAAAAUUCAUUUAGACGAGAAGCCGUUCAAAUGCGAAACCUGCAAAAAAAGCUUUAAACGGAAAGAUUAUUUCAGUGAUCAUAUGAAAACUCAUUUGGACGAGAAGCCAUUCAAAUGCAGCAUCUGCACAAGUAGCUUUGUUCAUAACUGCAAGCUGAAUAAACACAUGAAAACUCAUUUGGCUGAGAAGCCGUUUAAAUGCGAAAUCUGCAAAAAGUGCUUUGCACUAAAGGAUUAUUUAGACAGUCAUAGGAAAACCCAUUUGAUUGAGAAGCCGUUCAAAUGCGAAGUCUGCAAUAACAGCUUCGCACGAAGGGAGAAUUUAAAGUAUCACAUGAAAACCCAUUUAGACGAGAAGCCGUUCACAUGCAGUAUCUGCAGAAAAAGUUUUAUUCGUGUGCAUCACUUGAACCAACACAUGCAUAUUCAUUUGACCGAGAAGACGUUCCAAUGCGUUGUCUGCAGAAGUAGCUUCGCACAACAACAAUAUUUAAAUGAUCACAUGAAAACCCAUUUGGAUGAUGAUGAUAAGUGUUUAUCUUGCAACGAUAAGAGUAUUAAGAGUUGUAGUAGCUCCGACGAUUAUGUGGAUGUGACUAAAAGUAUUCUUAAUUAUCAAACAACCAGUGAAUUUUCAACUAAUUGCGAUGAGACGUCAACUGAAGAAUCCGUUGUGAAGGUUAAAGAAGAAAUUUUCGCUCCAGCUAAUGAUUCUGUUGUGAUAUUUAAGGAGAAAUCUAUAGAGUUAAGUGAAAUUACUGUGUUUAAAGAAGAACCUAGGGAAGAGUACUUUGAAAUCUGUGAAAACUCUGCUGAAGUUGAUGAUGACACUAAGGCUUUUCACGUUAAAAAAGAAUCAUGAUUCUGACAAUUGAAAUGCUAUUUAUACAGCUGUAUGAUUUAGAAAUCGUAAUAUAUGUUGGUUAUUUUUUUGCAAAUAAACUUGUA